AUGGCUUUCGUCCCCAGAACGGCCAUGCAGUCUGUCGGGCUUUCGCUCUCAUUGCUAGGAUGGGUUCUGGCCAUUAUUACAACCUAUCUGCCCCACUGGAAGACCCUCAACCUGGAACUGAACGAGAUGGAGAACUGGACCAUGGGGCUCUGGACAUCCUGCGUCAUCCAGGAGGAAGUGGGGAGGCAGUGCAAGGCCUUUGACUCCUUCCUGGCUUUGCCAGCCGAACUCCAGAGCUCCAGGAUCUUGAUGUCUCUGUCGAACGGGCUGGGGCUGCUGGGGCUGCUGGCCUCUGGCUGUGGCCUGGACUGCUCAAGGCUUGGAGAGACACAGAAGGGUCUGAAGAGGCGAUUGCUCAUCCUGGGAGGGCUCCUGCUCUGGACUUCGGGCGUGAUGGUCCUGGUUCCUGUCUCCUGGGUGGCCCACAUGACGGUUCAGGAGUUCUGGGAUGAGACCAUGCCUGAGAUUGUGCCCAGGUGGGAGUUUGGGGAGGCCCUCUUCCUGGGCUGGUUUGCUGGCUUCUGCCUUGUGCUAGGGGGGUGUCUGCUGCACUGUGCAGCCUGCUCAAGGCCAGCUCCUCCAGCCUCGGGCCACUAUGCAGUGGCAGGAUUUCCAGACCAUGGUUCAUACCUGGAAAACGGAACUGCACAGCCUGAAGUGUAA
Messenger RNA from Peromyscus eremicus (cactus mouse), 663 nucleotides. Its product is annotated as claudin-22-like. Gene Ontology annotation, molecular function: structural molecule activity. Bases 1 to 663 code for a protein of 220 amino acids. The transcript has a single exon. Gene Ontology annotation, cellular component: plasma membrane; bicellular tight junction. The record is from RefSeq and is a predicted model, not a curated record. Lineage: Eukaryota; Metazoa; Chordata; Mammalia; Rodentia; Cricetidae. Gene Ontology annotation, biological process: bicellular tight junction assembly; cell adhesion.